Molecule: messenger RNA, 1185 nt
Organism: Ustilago hordei
Lineage: Eukaryota; Fungi; Basidiomycota; Ustilaginomycetes; Ustilaginales; Ustilaginaceae
Exons: 6
Coding region: 1-1185 (394 amino acids)
Source: RefSeq, a predicted model, not a curated record
AUGCUUUCCUUCGGGCGGUCCUCGGCUCUACCCUGCGGAACCUCGCUUGCCUGGACAUCUGCCCUGGUGGGCGGCAUCACAAUCCGUGAUGAUGAUCUCGCUGCGAGCAUGGUCCUGUUCUUCAUCCUCCUCCUAUUCCAAGUCAUCGGCAUCCUUCGAGUCUACCAGGGAAAACGCUUCCUCGACAUCCUCGUUGUUUUCGCUCCAACCCUUGCCUUUGUCACAUGUCUUAGCAUCUGGUCUGGUCUGCGAGCAAACCUUGCCAACAGAGCUCACUCAUCAACUGACCUUAUCACUUCACAAUCGGGCUUGUCACAGCUUGUCUCGGCCAACGGCUUGAUCAGCUGCUCGCCCAUGUUGCUUUGCGAGACGAGUUUUCAGGUGUUCGGGUUGCUGGCAAAAAGGUUGAUUCCAGUAGCAAGAAAGUGGGUAAAGUACGCGGCGUAUACGGCGAGACUGGUCAACUUGAUCGCGCUCAUUAUGUGUGUCGUCGCAGCUUGCGAUCUCAGCUCUUGUAGUGGAGAGACGUGUGGCACGACAGUGCUGGGUCGCGAUCUGACUCUGCUUCCUCUUAUGGCCGACGGCUUGGACUGUCUGCCUCCGACUUCGUGCGUCCGCGAUUGGGCAGCGCUUGAGAUCUAUCUCAAUGGAGAAUGGCUUCGUUUCUCGGACCACUUCAGCUUGAAAGGUGAUCUGGAGGGCUUGGCCAAGCGCAUCCGUCGGCAAGCCGAGGAUCCGACGCUUUUCUAUGUCCUUGGACUCGUGCCACUUGUCCUGGCCAUGGUCCUCAUCUACACACUCAACCUCGUCAUGUACACAAAUCCUCCAGCUACGUCGAUCACGACACAGGACAACGUGACAACCCGCUUCACCUUAUUCUUAGACCCUGCUGCUCCCCGCAUCGAGCUCCUCCCUACAUCAAAGGCACCAGCUGCGAACGCCGGCAAAGGCGGUAACGACAGCAAAAAAGACCGAGGCGGUGGGAAGGGCCAAAAUGCUGAAGCAGGCAAGAACAAAGGCGAGAUGUUCGUAGUCAAACGAGGCUGGUUGGGUGGUUGGAGCGUUCAGCCUGCACAAACGGAAGCUGGAUGGGCGACGAAAGGCAAGCUCAAGAUCAAGCAAAACUUGCUGAGUUGGGCUCUGGGUUGGUCCUCAGACCAAAAAGCACCAGUGACGGCUGCCUGA